This is a messenger RNA of Acanthopagrus latus (yellowfin seabream), 1538 nucleotides long. It is a transcript of the gene lrrc23, whose product is annotated as leucine rich repeat containing 23. The record is from RefSeq and is a predicted model, not a curated record. Bases 375 to 1340 code for a protein of 321 amino acids. The transcript has 9 exons. NCBI's taxonomy places the organism in Eukaryota, Metazoa, Chordata, Actinopteri, Spariformes, Sparidae. Gene Ontology annotation, molecular function: protein binding.
AUGUUGCGACUGUAGGGUUUCCAUGGCAACAACGACAAACGCGGAUGUUGGUCUGCUAGUUGGGAUGGUUAGCUAACGUUACAUUUAUCAGAUUUAACACUAUCCUCUACCUAGAAUUUCUUUAUCUGUAUAAUGGUCGUAAUGAAAACUUAGAAAUUGAACUGAACAAAGUUUAACCGGAUAGCUAGCGGCUGUAAAUUGCAGCAGUCACAUACAAAGUAGCUACGAGCUAACUCAGCUAAACUGGCAGCUAGUAACUUCAUUGUAAUCUACUUAAACCCGGUGCAGUUGGACUAACUAUAACUAGCUAAUAGUUGGUCACCUAUCGACUGGUUUGCCGCAACUUUUUGUGAAAACAAGUCAAACUGACCAGGAUGUCUGAGAUAGAUGAAGAUGCAGUCUUGUCGGAUGUAGAAGGAGAGGAAGAAACGCGUCGAGACGGAGUUGAAGAGGGCGAUAAGGUAGAGGUUUGCCAGCUGACCCAAGAAACCAUAAGUCAUGGGCUCUCAUUACUGUGCCGAACAGGAAAUGGGCUCGGACACGCAUUUGUCAAACUGGACCUAAAAGAAAAAAGACUGAAUGACAUAGCUGCAAUCAGCAGUUACAUCCACCUACGUUUUCUGGAUGUGUCCAAUAACCACAUGACUGAUCUCUCUCCUCUGGCAUCUCUGACCCAGCUGCUCUGGCUAAAGGUUGACAAUAAUGCUGUCGCUUGCAUCAAAGGGCAACCAUUUGCUCAGUUGGCAUACCUGCAGUGGCUGAGUAUGGCAGGGAACAGGCUGACAGAACUCGAUGGCCUGGGCGGGCCUGCCUUGGAAUGUCUCAAUCUAACAGGUAACAGCAUUCAGAGAUUGAACGGCCUUCAGGGUAACUGUUUUGCAAACCUGGUAACUUUAGAGCUGAGGGGAAACAAGUUGGAUACCACUGAAGGCAUCAACCUUCCCAACCUGCGACAGUUAUAUCUGGCUCAAAACGUUAUCAAACGUUUGGAGGGUCUAGAAAGGCUGGAGCGCCUCACCACCCUUCAUCUUCGAGACAACCAGUUAGACACUCUGGAUGGCCUCAGCUCCAAUAUGAAGUGUCUACAGUACCUCAAUGUCAGAGGGAAUGCAAUCUUAGAUGAGAUUGCCCUGAAAUGCCUUAGACUUGUGUCAAAAACUCUGCGAGCUUUGGUCCUCUCUGGGAAUCCUCUGGUGGAAACGGUAGACUACCGGCUGAGUGUGCUGAUUGUCCUGCCACAACUGGAGCGACUUGACAAAGAACCCGUCAGCCCUCGGGAGAGGAUUGAGGCCCAGGAGAGAAUACAUGAACUUAAAGAAGAAGAAAUCUCCGAACCAUGAAGACAGGACGGAUUAAGACGUGACAGAAAACAGGAUGAGAAUGUGGGGGAGUGACACGCAGCGAAGGGCCCCAGGCCAGGACUCGAACACUGGGCUGCUGCAGCAAGGAAAAGGCCUCUGUACACGCCCGCUCUACCAACCAAGCUAAACAGCACCCACAAUCUAAUUUUCAAACAAUAAAAAAUGUUAAAGUUUUCA